UUCUUUUCUUCUUUUGGAAAUAGUAGGAAAGAAAGUACAAAUGUAUUUGUGUAGGGGAACCAUUCUGCUAAAAUAUUUUGCAUUAAUCCUCCUCUUUCUGCAAACAUGCAAUGCUAGGAAGAGCAAACACUACUACUGUCCCAUUUCUGCUUGUGGCAAUAUCCGUAACAUAAGCUACCCUUUUCGCUUAAACACCGAUCCAGAAUAUUGCGGAUAUGGUCUACCAUUUGAAUUAGCUUGUGAAGGUAACCAAACAAUUAUAUCGUUAUUCUCCAAGAAGUUGCACGUUCAAGACAUCAACUAUGAUAGAGAGACAAUACACCUGGUAGAUCCAACUUUACAAACACAAGAUGGUCUAUGCUCUUUCAGACCUAUGCAUAUCUUCUUAGACCAAGCCUAUACAAUCUUCUUGUCAAACUAUGCAGCAGAUCCCCUUUUCAUGAUCAACUGUCCAUUUGCUGUUAAUAAUUCUUCGUCAUUUCUGGAAAUUAGUGGCUGCAAAUUAAGCAGAUACACUUAUUUAAAGAUUGGAGAAAUGAGUGCCUCUGAAGUCAGCGAUGGAUGCAGAGUGGAAUUUAUAGGCUGGACCUCAUGGCCUAAAAUUAUUAAUACAGAGAACAACAUUUCCCUUUCUGAUUUACAUCAAGUCAUCCUCUACGGAUUUGAGCUUCGUUAUUUUCUGGAGAGUUCUCCACCUCAAAGGAUAAGCUUUAUUGAACAGAUUGUCGGUGAGGACUCAAACUUUUCUCUACAUGUGUUCUUUAUUUGA
This is a messenger RNA of Solanum stenotomum, 769 nucleotides long. RefSeq lists its product as uncharacterized. The record is from RefSeq and is a predicted model, not a curated record. Lineage: Eukaryota; Viridiplantae; Streptophyta; Magnoliopsida; Solanales; Solanaceae. Bases 41 to 769 code for a protein of 242 amino acids. The transcript has 3 exons. Gene Ontology annotation, molecular function: polysaccharide binding.